Molecule: messenger RNA, 924 nt
Organism: Notolabrus celidotus (New Zealand spotty)
Lineage: Eukaryota; Metazoa; Chordata; Actinopteri; Labriformes; Labridae
Gene: u2af1
Product: U2 small nuclear RNA auxiliary factor 1
Exons: 8
Coding region: 88-786 (232 amino acids)
Biological process (GO): mRNA splicing, via spliceosome
Cellular component (GO): spliceosomal complex; U2AF complex
Molecular function (GO): pre-mRNA 3'-splice site binding; metal ion binding
Source: RefSeq, a predicted model, not a curated record
GCUUUUUGAAGAUCCCACAUUUAUUCUGAAGGAGGUGUGACCGGAAGUCAAUCGUUGUUUCUGCCGGUUAAACUCUGGCACGCCAAGAUGGCAGAGUACCUGGCAUCCAUUUUUGGGACAGAAAAAGACAAGGUCAACUGCUCCUUUUAUUUCAAAAUUGGCGCCUGCCGACAUGGGGACCGCUGCUCCAGAUUACAUAACAAGCCGACAUUCAGUCAGACGAUCGCCCUCCUGAACAUUUACCGUAACCCUCAAAACAGUGCCCAGUCUGCUGAUGGGCUGACCUGUGCCAUCAGUGACAUGGAGAUGCAGGAGCACUAUGAUGAGUUUUUUGAGGAGGUGUUCACAGAGAUGGAAGAAAAGUACGGCGAGGUGGAGGAAAUGAAUGUGUGUGACAACCUUGGGGACCACUUAGUAGGAAAUGUGUACGUGAAGUUCCGUUAUGAAGAAGAUGCAGAGAAGGCCGUGAUCGACCUGAAUAACCGGUGGUUCAAUGGACAGCCCAUCCAUGCUGAGCUCUCUCCCGUUACAGACUUCAGGGAAGCCUGCUGCCGUCAGUAUGAAAUGGGGGAAUGCACUCGUGGUGGCUUCUGCAACUUCAUGCACCUGAAGCCCAUCUCACGUGAACUCAGGAGAGAGCUCUAUGGGCGCAGGAGGAAGGGCCGACACAGGUCUCGGUCCCGAUCACGAGAGAGGCGGUCUCGCUCACGGGACAGAGGUCGAGGAGGUGGCCGUGAUCACGAGAGACGCCGCUCCAGAGACAGAGAGCGUUCAGGGCGGUUCUGAAACACAAGCCAUGCCUACUUGUCCUUUCUACCUGCAUCCAUACCCAGUCUUUUUUUUAAGUUUAUACUUUUCCAGAUUUUUUCUAGGACUGAAAGAAAGGUACCUGUAGCCCUGAUAUUAAAGCUGUGACAGCAUUGA